UGUUGCUAAGAGCACGGCUAGAGGGGAGGAGACAGGUGACGGCCCCGCCCUCCGCACAUGGCAAUCUUCUCCUGCAGGCAGGGAGAGAGGAGGAAGACGGGUGUGUGUGUCAGAUAAUCAAAUGAACGUUCUGAAAAACGGCGUCUUUCAAACCGAAUUCUACGGGUCUAAGGCCAGCUUAAGGCAGAGCAAGACGCUCCUGUCCUGCUGGGGGCUGAGCUGUUGCUUUGACUACCGGGAACUCUAAAAGAAAGUGGAAUGUCUCCGGACCUGCCUGUCCUUGUCACUGCUGGACGCUGUCCCUGGUGAUAGAUUGCAGCAUAAAUCCCGGAGCCCAUCGCACACUCCAGAUCACACCGCGGCAGUCACGGAUUUCUUAUACAGGAAAGCGAUAAAGUGACAGAAAUUUCCAGAACUCCAUUAUCAACAGGUAUCGGCAGGUUUUCAGGAGUCCAUGGCUGAAAGCGGAAGUGGAACAAGUGGCUCUUCCAAUAUGGGUGGAGCAACAAAUGUAGCCUCCUUGCCUCCGGGAGAUCCCCAACUUAUUGCCUUGAUUGUUGAACAACUGAAGAGCCAAGGCCUCUUUGAUGGAUUCCGAAGAGAUUGCUUGGCAGAUGUGGACACCAAACCAGCCUACCAAAAUUUAAGGCAAAAAGUUGAUAAUUUUAUUUCUACUCACCUAGACAAGCAGGAGUGGAAUGCAGGAAUGAACAAGAACCAACUGCGUAACGGGCUGAGGCAGAGUGUCGUCCAGACUGGGAUGAUGGAAGCUGGAGUAGAUAGAAUUAUUUCACAGGUGGUAGACCCUAAACUCAAUUACAUAUUUCGGCCACAGAUAGAGAGGGCCGUUCAUGAAUACUUAGAGUCUCAGAAAAAAGAAGAAGUUAUGUCCGCUCCUCCGCUGCCUCCGCCAGAACCAGAAGAGAAUGACCCUCCUGUGCCAUCUCAAAGUGCCUCUUAGAAGACAAUCUGUUUUUAAAACAAAUCAUGACUGCAUCUGUGAUGCUAAUGGGCUAUAGAGUUGUUAAAGUGGAAGUCCAUGCUUAAACUAAAAACCCUGCAUCUAUAGCCACCUACAUUCUAACCCCAACCUACCAAGCCCUGUUAAGAAAAAAAAACAAGUAUUGCAUACCUUUUCUGCAGGCGAUCCAACCCGAUCUCCAGUUGCGGAAUCUCUGAUCCCAUGCUGAGCUGUCAGCUGUGGCUUUGCGAUGUGGGCAGGUUCAGAAGACACGUCCGACAACGGAAGCCCCAUAGUAAGUCUAUGGAUGACGUCACUCCCCAUUCAUUUCACAGCUGUUGUCGGACAUGUACUCCGCAGAGCUUCCGACACUGUAGAUCGGUUCGCCUGCAGAAAAGGUACGUAUACGUUUUUGUUUUUUUCCUGUACAGGGCUAGAUAGGUUAGAAUGUUGGUGGCUAUAGAUGCAGGGAUUCUUUUGUUUUUAGCAUGGAUUUCCACUUAAAUCAAUGUGCUGGAGAACUUGCAUUAAAUUAGAGUGAACUGGAAAAAAGAUGAACCAGAAUCAGAAAGUGAAGGUGAUUAUCUUUUGGAAGCCUCACUGAAGCCCCUGUGAAGUCUUUGAUCCAGGGUCUGAAUUAAUCAGAAGUCAGGCAUGGCUGUAGAUUGGUGAUACUGUACAAACUAAUUUGUAGAUUUUUGCAUGUGACAAUAUUUUGGAAAGAACGUAACGGGGUGUGGGGGGAUUCUGAAAUGAAAUAUGGUUUUGCCUCUGAACAUAAGACUACCUACUCUCUUAGUUGAAUGUACAAGUGUUGUUAUGUUAGACUGCCAAAUUGUGCUCAGCCUGUUCUUUUUUGUCUUGCUUUGAAAAAUGCAUUUUAGUUGUAUUCAUACACAAUGAAUUUUCUGAUAACCGCAAAUAAAAAAAUGUUUUUCAUAAA
Rana temporaria (common frog) is the source of this 1904-nucleotide messenger RNA. Its product is annotated as biorientation of chromosomes in cell division protein 1-like. The record is from RefSeq and is a predicted model, not a curated record. Lineage: Eukaryota; Metazoa; Chordata; Amphibia; Anura; Ranidae. The coding region runs from base 455 to 961 and encodes 168 amino acids. The transcript has 6 exons.